AUGGAACCAUCUGUAGCGCACCAGCGUGCAUUUGGAAAUGCAACACAAAAGCCUUCGCUUGUUCAGAUGUUUGCAAAAGAAUUCGGAUCAUGUCCAAUGGGCCAAAUACCCAUUCACCAUGCCUCAAAACACAACUACAAUCUUGGAACGAAUGAGUUUAUUAUGAAGAAAGAAGCCGGGUAUACAAAGAAAUUUGCUACUCCACAGACAUUAAGCGGCAUAGAAACACAUCAGCAUGCUGCUCUGUAUACUACGGGAAGCUUUCUAGGAUUCUCCACAACCAUCAACGUAUGGCAACCGUACGUGGAGAAGGCCUCCGAGUUUAGCUUAUCACAACUCUGGCUUAUAUCAUCCAGAACAAGUCGAGGAACUCCACGAAACACUAUUGAGGCCGGAUGGCAAGUGUACCCAGCUCUAUACGGUGGAUACCAACCAAGACUUUUCGUCUAUUGGACGGCGGAUGGGUACAACAAAACUGGAUGCUACAACUUGAAAUGCCCUGGAUUUGUCCAAGUAAGCAACACAAUCGUCCUGGAGGGAGUAUUAGCUCAAUCCACGUCCGGAUCUUCUCAACAAGAACUAGAGUUUCUCGUGUUCCAGUUUCGACUUGGUGCCACCGAAGUUGCAAGUGGCGGUGAGAUUUACUACGACAAAACUGUGAAGCAAGAUUUUAAACUGUACGAUGCCACGAGCCUGGGGCAAUGGAUUGUAGCAGCUCCUGGAUGCUACAACGUUGGAGAUCCAACUUACAACGAUACGAACUGGGCAACUUUCUUCUUCUUUGGAGGGCCUGGAUACAAUCCAGCAAGUUGCCCAUGA
This is a messenger RNA of Selaginella moellendorffii, 819 nucleotides long. RefSeq lists its product as uncharacterized. The transcript has 6 exons. The coding region runs from base 1 to 819 and encodes 272 amino acids. Lineage: Eukaryota; Viridiplantae; Streptophyta; Lycopodiopsida; Selaginellales; Selaginellaceae. The record is from RefSeq and is a predicted model, not a curated record.